CAGAAGUUAUCACGAUUUGAGUAUGGAUGUGCCGUCGUCGACAGCCGGUGACAGCGAGCCUGGGCCACGGAAAAAAAGAAAAUGUGGCUCUCGCUGCAAUGCAGGAGGAUGCAGCAACACCAUCUUUGAUGGGUUUUUUGUACAUAGGAUGCCAGGGAGUAUGCCAGUAGAGCCAGGAGAGAGAUUCACCGGCACCCAAAAGUCCUGGAUCGAGUUCAUCAAACGUAAACGCAAGUUUGAAGCCAAAUCGUAUAAACAUAUUAACUUAUGCAGUGGCCAUUUUGUGGAAGCGGACUACGUAUACACUGAAGUGCAAAUGUACAAACACGGAAUUAGAAAAAAAUCACCCAACCUGAAAAAGGAUGCUUUCCCCACUGUCAUCGUUGCUGAGCACCCUUUCCCACCCAAGUGGUUUGUGCCUGCCCCAACAAUGCAACAGUCGGGAGCAAUCUGUGCCUCGCCCUUGGGUGGGCAUGGUGGGGAGGCUCCAACGAGUUCGACAUCGCCACCAUCACAAGCAGAUCAAGGUGCAUCUAGUAUAUCAGAAGUCCACAUCCAUGGCCUUGCUGAAGAAGAGCCAGAGCUUGAUGCUGGCAGUGGCAUGAGACAGACUAAGAGUCUUGCCACUGGUGGUGGGAAGAGGAAGAUGUCUGCCCUUGUGAGGAGAAAGGAAAUCCAUGCAAUAUGUACGGAGUAUGAAGAAAAGGUAGAUGAGGAGAAAAGAAAAGAAAUGGAGAGAGACAUUUUGGACCGGUCAAAAGGAGAGCAGUGUUCUGUAAAGAUGGUACAUCAUAGAGUAGGAAUCGGAAAAGGACAGCGAUCUUGCAAAGUACAGGUGAAGCCAAAGACUUCUUCUAGAGGAACACAAGUGAAUAUCUAUAGCAAGCCUGAUACUGCAUCAUUAGUUCAGUAUUGUGACGCUGCAUCACAGACAACCGAAAGCAAACCUAUGACAGAACAGCAAGAGGAAGAUGACCAUGAUGAUGAUGACGAUGAUGUUUUUGGUGAUGAUGAAAGGAAAGAUCCGACUUACGACCCUCUUGACAGUCCAGAUGAGGAAGUUCAAGAUGUAGAUCAACCUACAAACAUUUGGGAGGAGUCUAAGUAUAUAGUUUUCGAAACCCAGCUUCUUGCCCUCUUCCAAGUCUGUAGGAAUUGUUUGUCACAGUCUGUGGAUAUUCAGAAAGUACGUCCAAAGUGUUAUGGAUCGCAGCUGAAAAUAAUUGCCACAUGCCAGCGAUGUAGCCAUGUCUACGAUUGGUACAGCCAACCUAAAGUUGGAAAUGUAAUGGCAGGAAACCUGCUGCUUUCUGCUGCCAUUUUGUAUGGAGGGGCAAGCCCAACAAAGGUGUUAAGAGUUCUGAAUCAUAUGAACUUAAAGGUGAUUUCUAAUCAAACAUUCUUGGAUCAUCAGAAGGAGUACCUCCAACCUUCUAUAAUAAGAGUGGCACAGCGCCAACAACAUCAGCUGCUCAACAGAAUAAAGCCGGGUGAGAAGCUGAUCAUAGGCGGAGACGGCCGCUCUGACUCCCCAGGCCACAGUGCCAAAUUUGGCAGCUACACAUUCAUGGACAUGAAGACGAAGAAGGUGAUUGAUGUCCAACUAGUUCAGUCCAAUGAGGUAAAAAGUAGUAAUGCCAUGGAAAAAGAGGGACUCUCCAGAGGUUUGGCCAACUUGUAUAGCAAGGGUCUCGUUGUUGGCACCUUAAUUACUGACAGACAUGCCCAAGUCGCAAAGUGGAUUCGUGAAAAUUAUCCUGAGAUUGACCACCGAUAUGAUGUCUGGCAUAUUGCUAAGGGCAUUCAGAAGAAGAUCCUAGUUGUGGCCAAGCUGAAAGACUGUGAACUUGCAGGGAAGUGGAAACCAGCAAUCGUGAACCAUGUCUACUGGAGUGCGAUGUCAACUCCGGACGGAGAUGGAGAACUGAUGGUAGCAAAGUUCCGAUCCAUUGAGAACCACAUCAGGAACAUCCAUGAAGAACACAGUGCUAUUUUCCCCAAGUGUGAACAUAGUGAAGACUAUCCACAACGAGAGUGGAUGAAAGAAGGGACUAAAGUCUAUGAGAAGUUGAUGCAAGAGGUAAUGAAGACAAGGUUCCUGAACGACAUGAAGAAGAUGUCUCCUCUUGAGCAGACAAGUUCCGUGGAGGCCUUCCAUAGUGUGCUUCUAUAUUGGUGUCCCAAAAUGUUGGCAUUCUCACAUAGUGGAAUGCUAUGCCGACUCUACCUUGCACAAAUGCAUUGGAAUGAGAAUGCUGAUCGAACCCAAGCGCUCACUACAGAUGGAAUGCCGAUGUACAAGAUCACCUUUCCAAAGGCCAAGGCAGGAGGACACACUGUAUCAAGAGUGUUGACAACAUGCACAUUCAAUUAUGUUGAAGAACUUAUGGAAGAAACCAUUCAGCUAGUGUCAAGGAAGCAGAAGUUACGUCCUCAGAUGGCAGAGCUUCAAGGAAAACCUGCUUUGUGCUCCGAGUUCCAACACCCAGAUAAAGCAGAAGCUGUCAGGCAGUUAGAGGCCCAUCGACGAUUUGCAAAGCAAUAGAUACCUUAUCGUAGUCAUCCAUAGAAGAGCUACAUUCAGGCAAUGAAAUGUCAUCUCAUAAAGAUAUCAUAAAGUUUUGCUAUACUUGACAACGUCCAGAUCAUGUCAGAUGCAAGUGUCUAAUGAUAUCAAAUAAUCAAGAUACAUCAUCUAGUGAUAUUUUUUUGGAGUGAACUAUGCCUCAAAUCACAUGAAUUUAUUUUGGAAACAAUAACCCAGACUUCAUUGAAAUGACAACUUAACAUUUUGUGCCUUUAACUUUUACAUUUCAUUAGUUUUACUGCAUUCUUAUGACCUGAAGAAAUCCAGUAAAUUUUGAUGAUUGUGUAUUUUCUCAUGGUAUUAUAAUUUUGUGCUGAUGUACCUAAAUGUAUGAAAUAUAUUUGGAAUAUGCUUCCAAUGAUAACAAAGCUUUGAUUACAAAGAGAUAGUUAUAAAAUUAUCCAUCUACUAUGGCAUCAUUUCAAACAUUUUGAUGCAAGAUCAUGUUUUACAUAAGUCGGAAUGAGAAACCAUUUUGGGGUACAAAUAUCCUGCUGUACUAUUAACAGAUUGAGAUUUGCCCACAUUGUGCAGCACUCAAACGAAGUGAGGUUGAAGUCAAUGCCAUUUGCAGUGAGACAUUGUUUCAACCAACCAGAAUUUAUUCAGCAGCUACAAGCUGAACAUUGAUUUGUUAUAAUUAGUUUGGACACGUAUCUAUUUGCUGCAAAUUGUGUGUGCAAAAUAAACCCCUAGACAAUUUUUUUGCGAGGAUUUAUUUACUCAUUUUGGCCCCUGUACAAGUCGCCAGAAUAUUACCCCGGGAAAAGCUUGGGGAAAGAACAUACCCUUAAUACGUUUGACCCCUGGAUUGACCAGUCUUUAAAAAGUACCCAUUUUUUUAAAUCGGUGUUUUUGAUACCCAGGAGUGCAUGCGCAUCCCACAUCCAAAACUGAAAAAACACCCCUUUACACCUGUUUUUUGGGUCACGCGUGUGUACAGCAAUAUAUUUGACUCCCUGCGGCAAAUACUUAUUCUCAUUUUAUAAGUUGAAUGCAUAUUAAAUCACACUUGUUUAACAUCUCUUUGUGUAUAGUACUGUCCCAAGGUAUUGUGACAUGGCCCUGGGAAACGGGACUGAAGCCCCCAGGAUAUUCAUGGGAGUGCUGCGUCAUUCUCCAUAGGCAGCACCCCCUGAAAUUCUGGAAGGUGUGAAAAAAAUUGGAAAUGGUCCCGAAGUAACCUUCAUUUUGUAGUAAAACUUUAAUUUUUUUUUUGGGGGGGGCUUUCCAAUCUAUCGAGACUGAAAUGACCUUUAUUUUGUAGUGAAAACUUUUUUGUUUAAGCUUUUCAAAUUCAUAUCAGCACCCCCAGUAAGUAGAUAAAAAAAUCCAAGGGCCCUGGUGUUCUGUACAUGUAUGCAGUAAGUGUAAGUUAACCCUAUCUAGGCCGGGGGGGGGGGCCUCGGAAGCCCCCCUCAACAAAUCACGCAAUAUUUUCGCUGUGCAAAAUUUUUUGACCGCGCCGCUCGCUGACUUUUUACAUGUACUUUCAAGUCUUCCGCAACUUUAAGUCACCUGGGUACGUGGUUCCGAAAUUACGUAACAUUGUGUAAGUGCAUGUCAGACCAAAAAUUGCUCAAAAACGUGAUUUCGUGU
This is a messenger RNA of Lytechinus variegatus (green sea urchin), 4186 nucleotides long. RefSeq lists its product as uncharacterized. Bases 23 to 2545 code for a protein of 840 amino acids. The record is from RefSeq and is a predicted model, not a curated record. The transcript is spliced from 10 exons. Lineage: Eukaryota; Metazoa; Echinodermata; Echinoidea; Temnopleuroida; Toxopneustidae.